ACUUGGCUUACAGACGUGUGAUAGCCAUGGGUCUGCAAACAUCAGGACUGUUCUUUGUCAUCUUCUUGUCUCGUACGUUUGGAAUACAGCUGGAUGGACAUGGGUACACAGGUGUUCUCAUUGCCAUCAACCCAGCUGUCCCUGAAGAACCAAAUGGUCAAGUACUCCUUAUGAGGAUUGAGGAUAUGAUAAAAGAUGCAUCACUCAGUUUAUCCAAAACUGCUGGGAACAGGUUUCAUUUCAAGGAAGUGACCAUAUUAAUUCCUUCAAACUGGAAAACUCAAAAAGAAUACAAAAAGGCCAGGACUGAGAGGUAUGACAAGGCUCAUGUCAUUAUUGAUGAGCCAAACCGUGCAUAUGGAGAUGAGCCCUACACCCUCCAGUAUGGUCAAUGUGGAGAUGAGGGCCAGUACAUUCAUCUCACCCCAAACUUCCUGCUAGACGACAACCUCGUGUAUGGAGAAAGAAAUAAAGUUUUUGUGCAUGAAUGGGCUCAUCUGCGAUGGGGUUUAUAUGACGAGUAUAGUGAUGAACAGCCAUUCUACCUGUCUGGACAGGGGGAAGUUGAGGCAACAAGGUGUAGCAUCAAAAUUACUGGGCAACAGUGUGGCAGAUCUGAAGCUGGAUGUAAAAAUCCUUGUGACACUGACAAAAAAACUGGAUUGCCGACCGGUGACUGUAUAUUUCUACCAGAUACACAUACAUCUGCACAAGAGUCAAUAAUGGCUUAUCCCAGCUUGUAUUCUGUGGUAGAUUUUUGCACAACGGAGACUCAUAAUGCUGAAGCCCCAAACAGACAGAAUCAGAUGUGUGGCAACAGAGCAGCUCUGGAUGUGAUCCUCAACAGCUCUGUGGAUGCUGGAGUUCCAGAACCAUCGGCUCCCUUCCCCACCGUGUACCCAACUAUCUGGAAGGUACAGAGGAGGACCAGGGUUGUGUGCCUCGUCCUGGAUGUGUCAGGAAGCAUGCAAGGGCCAAGGAUAUUGCUUUUACAACAAGCUGCAACGCUGUUUCUUCGAGAAAUCAUUGAGGAUACAGCUAUUGUGGGAAUUGUGAAGUUUCAAAGUAUCGCUUCAAUUCAGAAAAGCCUUACUCUGAUUGAUAGUGAACAAACCAGAGAGACGCUUGUCAAGGCACUUCCAACUACCGCAAGCGGUGGAACACAAAUAUGCCAGGGUAUUAAUAAAGCCCUUGAGGUAGUUAAGGAGGAUGAUCAAAACACAGAAGGAGAUGAGCUCGUUCUUCUAACAGAUGGAGAAGCAAAUGACAACAUGCAACUUUGUUUGGAAACAGUUAAAAGUAGUGGCGCAACUGUGCACACUAUUGCUCUGGGCCCAAAUGCAGACCAGAUACUGCAAGUUAUGGCAAAUAAAACAGGGGGGAUUUUUUAUCAGUCAACAGAUAGCAUUGACUCCAAUGCACUAGUAGAUGCUUUUGCCUCUCUUACAACUUCUGAUGGAAAUUUAACACAACAAGCAAUUCAGCUUGAAAGCUCUGGGAAAACAACACUUGAUUGGUUUAAUGGAACCUUUUCUGUGGACUUGACAGUUGGAAAUGGUACCGUUAUAACCAUUAUCUAUGAAGCAUCCCCUCCCAGAAUAUCCAUCAGAAGUCCAAGUGGAGACAUGUUAAGUGGGUCAGACUUCAGCCAUGAUCGUCCCACAAAGACCCUAUCUUUGAAAAUUGCAGGAACUGCAGAGGUUGGAGAAUGGCACUAUAGUCUACUUAAUGAGGGUAGCACUGCACAGGCGAUGGCAAUCACUGUAACCAGCCGUGCUGCCAGGGCUGAUGUGCCCCCCAUCAUAGUUAAAGCCCACAUGAACCAGAAGUCCUCUGAUGGUAACAAAGCCAUGGUGGUCUUUGCAUCUGUCACUCAGAAGGGAGUGCCUGUUAUAAUGGCAGAUGUCACAGCCACACUUGUGUCUGACAAAGAGGCGAUACAGUUACAGUUGGAAGAUAAAGGCACAGGUGCUGAUGCUGUCAGGCAUGAUGGCAUCUAUUCAAAGUAUUUCACUCAGAUGAAGACAGGCAGGUACAGCCUGAAAGUGAGAGUAAAAAACAAGGGCAAAGCCAGGAUCUCUACACACAGAUACAGUGGAGCACCUUACAUCCCUGGAUAUGUGGUCAAUGGAUUGGUGGUGCUGAAUCCCCCAAAGCCUCCUGUCAAUCAUGAACCAGUAGAAGUGGGGAGCUUCAGCAGGACAGCCACAGGAGAGAGUUUUGUGGUGGAGUUACCCCCAGGAUCUACAGGCCCUCCACCAUUUCCUCCCUGUAAGAUCACAGACCUGAAGGCCAAACUGGAGGGAGACAACGUCACUCUUACCUGGACUGCUCCUGGGGAUAGCUAUGACCAGGGAACAGCCUCUGUUUACCAUAUCCACUGGAGUGAAGACUUGGGGUUGCUGAGAAGGGACUUUAAUGAGACUCCUGCUGUCAACACAUCAGCACUGUCACCGCAAGAGGCUGGCUCCAUUGAGGAAUACUCAUUCAGCUCAUAUUAUUUCAAUAUCACCAACGGCACUAGUGUCUUCUUUGCCAUUGCAGCUGAAAAUGCUAAAUUUGUGCCAUCAGAAAUGUCAAACAUUGCCCGUGUGGUCAAAUAUCAACCCCCGGUACCCCAACAACAAAAGAGCACAAAUGUGAUAGCAAUUGCAGUGAGUGGCACAGUGGCUGCCAUUGUAGUAAUAAUUGCAGUUAUUAUAUAUAUUAAAUAGCUUUCUAGCAAAAUUGUUGCUUAGCUUCACCACAGAGUAUAGCUACUCACAACUGGGAAAUGUUUCCAACCCUAACAUCGUAACAGGUGUAGAUUUUGCGUUACUCUAUUUGCCUUUAAUGUAUAAAUGUACACAUUCUUCUGACUGCAA
Molecule: messenger RNA, 2864 nt
Organism: Alosa sapidissima (American shad)
Lineage: Eukaryota; Metazoa; Chordata; Actinopteri; Clupeiformes; Clupeidae
Product: calcium-activated chloride channel regulator 1-like
Exons: 14
Coding region: 27-2714 (895 amino acids)
Biological process (GO): chloride transport
Molecular function (GO): intracellularly calcium-gated chloride channel activity
Source: RefSeq, a predicted model, not a curated record